AUGUUUGCUUAUUUUUCUGAUAUAGAUGAUUAUUUCAAUAAUGUUGAGAGAAAAGAUAGGAAGUUCUUAAAUCAUCACUCUAAUUUCCCAACCAAGAUUACCAUGUGUGCAACAAACAAGAUUAGAUGUGUCAAUCUAAGUGGUAGAAAAGGAUUAAAUACUUGCGUUAAAAAAUUGAAAACUAACCGAAUCAAACUAAAGCUGAAGAACCGUGCAAUCAAUGAGUUCAUCCCACAUACUCCUAAAAAGUCUAAAAAGAUAAAAAUAUUUACAUCAGAAAUAAAGAUAAGAAAACAAAAGCGUGCUUGAGACCCAUAUUCCUCAUCAUUCGUCAAAAAGACUAAAUCCCAACAAAAAUCCCAAAAUGACAGCAGAAGCUCUUCUUCGAUCAAACACCCUAUUUUCCAAGCUAUCCAACUUUACAACCAAUAUCACUCUCAAAUAAGCCAAAGCCACACCCCUCCCUCCUACGAGCAGUACACUCCCAGCUCCCUUGACUUCCUUAAAGCGUUCACAACCCCCACUCAAACCAUCUCAAAACCCAUCACCCAAAGAUCUCUCUCAAAACCCUCUGCACGGACACUCAAAACAGCCAAAAUUCCAAACAGGCCCAUUAAGACCCCGCAGAAGGGCUCUUCGGAGCCCUUCUGCGGGGCCAAGGAUUAUAUCAGAAUAAUCCAAGAGGGUUCUUCUGCAUGUCUGAAGCCCAGACUUGGAAGAAUUAUCAGAAGAUCUGAUCAUAUUUCCUAG
Moneuplotes crassus is the source of this 750-nucleotide messenger RNA. Lineage: Eukaryota; Ciliophora; Spirotrichea; Euplotida; Euplotidae. The record is from the annotation of a GenBank genome assembly.